UAUAUAUGUGUAUAUAUAUAUAUAAUAGCUCAUUUUUCGCAAACGAAUCAAGACACGAGACAUAACAUUUCAUCGUAUAGUUUCAAACAACUUCGAUAUUUCAAAGAGAACGAUACAAACUAAAUUCAAGCGACGUAUAAAAAUUGUACAAGUAUUUUCAGAAUCGUGUAACAAGAAUUCACGGCGUGAAACAUUUUAUCACGAGUAUCAAAGAUUCGAUAACAUCGUAGAAAACAAAUGUUUACGUUAAGCGACGUUGUCGAAACAAUUUUUGACAAAUAACGCUUUCCAUGUUGUUACUCCUCGAAUUAUCACGAUAAAAUACGAGGUUUAUCGGGUGAAAAUUUACAAAAUUUUAGCAAAUAUUCAAAAAUCUGUCGAUUCAUAUUUGGAUAGCGGGAAAGUUCUACGUCGUAGUUGUCAAGCGAACAUACAAAGUGAAAACGCGAUCAUCAAGAUACAGAGCGAAGUAAGAGUACGUCAAGUUGCAGUUUAUAAGGAUAUCUGUAAUUUAUCGAACAAAAAACACGUAAAUUAUUUUUGUCAAGAUCGUCGAUCGAGCAGGAAUGAAAAAUGAAAUUUCAGUUACCCACGAGUAAACGUACGUACCUUUCACGUAUCAUACUUUUCAUCGAUUCGUUCUAUAAAUAAAACAUUUCUUUAUUUAUUAUUGCCAUAAUUAUUACUUUAUUCGACCGAGUUUGCUCGAACUUGCAUACACAAAAUACUCGUAUGUUAUAUAAAAAAGGGAUAAAAAGACUUUUUGCAAGACGAUAUCAAACACGAUACGAUACGGUACAGAUUAUUUCGACAACCGUUCGAAUCAGUUCAAACAUCGAUGAUAAAAUCUUUAAUCGGAAGUUUGAUUCAAGUAAACACGGGACAAUCGAAUUACGCAGGAAAUAGAACGUACAUUCAUCACCGUCAAAACUUUCCUCCUAAUUCGAAAUUUUCCUUGAAAAGUAGACGCUUUUGUUAUAAUUUAAACUCUUUAACUGCAUUUCAACGACAAUCGGCACUGUAGAAACUGACAAUUUUUGAAACGAACAUUAACCACCGAAAAUUAACCACGUAUCUUUUAUAUUUUUUUAUUUAAUUUAACUCAACGCACAAAUAUAACACGAGCGAGAUAUAAACUGAACGAAACGAAUCUGAAAAUCGAUCUUAAUUUAUAAAAUAAGAUACUUUCUCUCCGACUUGGAUAAAAAUUAUGCAACGACUCGUCGAUUAAUUUCAAUUCGCCAAUCAAACGCGUAUCUUGCUUCAAUUCAGCACGAUCGUAUUGUCAUACAUCGCAUACUACGUUCUACGUACGCAGUCAACUAAUCGUUCGAUAAAUUUGGGAUAAAUUUUAGAAAGACCGUAAGUGUAAUUCCAAAGCACGCAUGUCAAAAUUCGCGCCGGACAGACUACCGCAGCGCUUGCUUCAUUACCUCGCUGUUUUAUAUAUUUACACAGUUGACUUUCGAAUCAGUUUAGUUGCUAUUUCGCGUCAAUGGCUUUUACAAGUUUGGACGUUUUGAAAUUGCGUAGACAACGAUAUCGAAUGUCAUGGACAGUGACAGCUCUUUUUUAGUUUGACAAGACAGUUUGUAUCUCGGUGAUUUAAUACCGAGACAUUACGAUCGAACGUUCACGCAAUUUCAUCGUAUUUAAUUAUUGAAAUCCCCUUUCAACAGUUCACUGCAAGUGUAUACAAUUUUCGGCGAAUUAAAAUUUACCAAUUGCUAUUACUGUUUUAUCGAGUGUUAUUACCGACUAGUGUUUAGCGGGCAAACCAGCGUAAAACGUACGAUGCAUUUGUUUAGAAAAACAUAAUAUACACGUACGUGGGUGAUUGACCGUACAUGCACAGUACGCGUUGCAUCGAUGUUAUUCUUAUGCAAUUUUAAACAAUAUCGAACAAUAUCAGACUCGACGAGAACCAAGAGACGAACAAUGGGCACAAUUACUUUCACAUCGUGAAAUAAGUUACAUUCCACGAUGUACGUCUGGAGGUAAAAGUUGAUGCGAAAGAAAGAGUUACGAUCAAAUAUGACUGGUUCCUCGGAGAUGGAUACGAACAAACAAACAGAAGACUCCAACAACGUUCCGAAUAAUGGAAAAUCUGAAAGUUCAGAUUCAAUAGAGGUGGAUAAUUCACGUACAGUUCUGUUAAAAAUAGCAACGUUAUACGCAGAACGUCUUAUGAACGACAUCUGUCUCGUCGUUAACGGUACGGAGUAUCCAGCGCAUCGCCUUAUACUUUGCGCUUCUAGCGAUGUUUUUCAAGUAAUGUUAAUGAGUCCUCAGUGGAGCGAGUCUCAAGAAAGUAGAGUAACCCUCCAAGAAACGCCACAAUGUGUACCUAUAUUUAGUGAGUUUUUGCGAUACUUUUAUACCGGUCAAAUAAGAAUCAAUUACGGUGUUGUUUUACCAAUAUUGUCUCUAGCCGACAAGUACAACGUCGAGGAUUUAAUAUCACUGUGCCUUGAUUACAUGCAGAAUCAUAUCGCGUUAGCCGCCAUACACGGCACGCUAGUAUCGUGGCUACAAUACACGUCGAAUUGCGGCCAUCGCGAUAUCACGCAAGCAUGUCAGAACUUUAUCAAGUGGAAUUUGGAAUUGGUGGCUAAGACCGCGGACUUUGGAAAUUUCGAUUUGGAUAUAUUAGUAUCGUUGUUACAUCAGAGUAGCUUGGUAAUAAAGGACGAAAUGACACUGUACAAAUGUUUGGAAUCUUGGCUGGAUCAUCAGACAAAUCGCUUGAAAUGCCAACUGUCGCACGACGAAUUGGAAGCUACGCUGGAACAAUUGGUGAUAGCCGUGAUGUCCCCCGUUAGAUUUCCAAUGAUGUCUCCUCGACAAUUGGCGGAAUUACUCUUGUUUCCCUUGACGAAGAGAUACAAGGAAUUCUUCGUAGAACGUAUGUCCAUAGGAAUGUCGUUUCAUUCCGGUCAGUUGGACAGAGUCAGAGAAGUGAGUUCGAACGAAGAGGACGGUGCGUUACUCUUCGAACCAAGAUUGUACACCGUGGAUACUUGCAGUUCGCUACUGACGAUAGAAAAUUUCCACGGUUUACCCUCGUAUCAUACGAGAACGCUCGUAUUUUCAAGUCAUUCGUGUUUAGCAGAGUACGCCGGCGACCGUGCGUGCGAAUGGAUCGUAGAUAUAUAUCCGAAAGGGGUCUGGUUCAAAAAGUUUUUCCUAAUAGUCUGGCAAGGAACCGUCGAAAUGCCCGAACACGUGAAACGUUCGGUUCGAUUGUCACUCACGUGUAAAGAACCACCUGUGAAUAGCAACGCCGAUAUGCGAGUAAAAAUAGGCGUUUUAAUAUACGGUCUGCAGGACGGCGUGGAACAUAUUGCCAGAGUAACGGAAAUCAUUCACAGAUUUAGCAAGAAAGAGCGUGUUCUCAACUUGGACGAUAUUCUGCCGUUCGAGGAACUCAACCCGCAGCAAGGUUCCGUCUCGGAGAAUACGUCUCCCUUCCUCGUAGGUCCAAACAAAGAUAUGCUCAAAUUACACAUUGUUAUAUCGCCAGCUAAUCAGGACAAGUAGAUGUCUCUCUCUCUCUCUCUCCUUAAGUUGUAUCAGAAACGAAAUCUCGUUCGAACGCAUCGAACUCGCGCGUCUUUGUUUGUCAAAUCUUCGAUGUAUGUAUGUAUGUAUAUAUAUCUUAGAAUCUUUCUUCUUUCGGUAAAUCGACAUUUCAACGUCAAGACUACGGUAAAAUUUUGUAUUUAAAAACGUCACGUGUCUAAUAAAAUGUUAAAAAAUUUCAAUGCCUCGCCCAUUCGAGCGUCAUUACAUUCGUCUUCUUUUCGAAGGAUGUAAUCGGCCGUUAUCGAUCAUCGAGGAUCGUUUGAAACAAUUUAAUUUUCAAGGCGUCUGUACAGGCGAUUGACAGCAAGUUUGUAUUUACCGCUCAAGGCUUCACCGUUGAAGGAAGAACCAAGGUAUCGUUUUUACAAAAGUAACGACCAUCUUUUGCACAAAUUUAACGUUUCGUUCGUCGAACGAUCCUCUUCUAACAUCUAAAGAAAAUAUCCUUCGUAACGCGUGCUUACGACGAUGCAAGCGUUCAAACGUUUCAACAAUCGGUAGUUCGGAGACACGUAAUCAAAAAAGGAUGGAACGUCGCGAUCGAGCGUUUGAAUUUUAAAAUCAAAUAAUUUCUAUAAUUUCGUUCGGCAAAUCUCCGUCGAUCGAUCAAACGGAUAAACUCAUUCGCGACGAGAAUAACAACUACUCUUCCAUACUCUACUCUACGUAAAGAAAAUAUGCGAACCUUCGUAAGAAAUUUUGAACGUCGUUCGAGCGAAAAUCUUCAACGGGUUAAAGCAUCUUUAAAUCGAUCGUAUUUAAAGUCGCAAAUUUUUACUAAAAAUGCUGAAACAUCGUCGUUGCACCAUAGCGGAAAAUACAAGCUUUCAGUUCGACGCAACAGGUGGUAAUAAAAAUUAUCAAACAACCAUAGAAUUCACGUUACUCGAGAGAGCCGACUGCCGACGUCAAAUCGCGAAACAUUUGAAACGCAGUGAAUAAUAUAUAGCACAUUGUAUAUACGUGUACGUAUAUAUUUAACAAUACAAACAUAACAAGAACAUCGUUCUGUUUCUUUCGUCAAGUAAAUUUACCAUUAACUCAGUCUCUAAUUUUUUUACGCAAUCGAUCAAGCGAUAGAUCUACGUUGUCUCUGACAGUAAAUAUCUUUAAACUUUAGUCUUUAAUCGUUUUAAUUUAUCACUCUCGUUUCAUCUCGUACGACUUUUAUAGGGAUAUUUUCGUUAAACCUAUACAGCGCGUGUCGCACGUUGGUAUCGCAACAAAUCAAAGAUAGAGCGCGUCGUCUUUCCGUCAUCGACUAUACGAACUAUUUACACAUCCAACAGCUCGUUCGUUCAAAGUUGUCGUUCGACGAAUCGUUUCAAACGUGCGCGCAAUCCACGUUUUUCGACGUGGAAAUCUUUCGUAUCGUUACGCAAAGCGUAUCGAACAAAUACAAUUUUACUUUCUCGAACAACGUAUAAUUUGUAUCUUUAUUCUCUCGUUCCAACUAAAUAUCAAUAUCUUUUGAUAUUUUAUCGACGUUGACAACGAUAUUUCGUUUCGAUCGAAACAAGAAACAAUGGAGUCGGACUACGACGAAGAUCGCGGAGCUUGGACGGAAGAAACGACAAGAAGCGAAGAUUGCACGGGCGAAGAUAAUUUCGACAAUCCUCAAGAGAUAUUAAACGAAUGCUUGGAUAAAUUUAAAACGCCAGAUUACAUCAUGGAGCCUGGUAUAUUUGCACAACUUAAAAGAUAUUUUCAAGCUGGUGGAAACCCGGAACAAGUGAUAGAAUUGUUAUCUAAAAAUUAUACAGCUUGCGCUCAAAUGGCAAAUCUUCUCGCAGAAUGGCUUAUUCUCGCUGGAGUUAAAGUCACAGAUGUACAAGCAAUGGUAGAGAAUAACCUGAAAGACAUGAUAUUGAAAACGUUCGAUCCUAAGAAAGCAGAUAAAAUUUUUACAGAGGAAGGCGAAACUCCCGCUUGGUUAACGGAAAUGAUACAACAUCCUACUUGGAGAUCGCUCAUCUACAGACUCGCGGAAGAAUAUCCCGAUUGCUUGAUGUUAAACUUCACCAUAAAGCUUAUAUCCGACGCUGGAUUCCAAGGUGAAAUUACCAGCAUUUCGACGGCUGCGCAACAAAUCGAAGUAUUUUCACGAGUUUUAAAAACUGCAAUUGCUGGGUUUUUGCAAAAUACGGAAGAUUGGCAAUCGAGUAUACAAGAAUGUGCGAAAAUGGUAUGCCACGGACAACACACGUACGUCUACAGUCAAGUGUUGUUACAAAUUCUUGCGCAAGAGUCACGCGGAGGAUUCACGAUGAAAAGGCUUUCGCAGGAAAUUACCAAAUGCGCUCAGCAGAAGUGA
Messenger RNA from Heterotrigona itama, 5899 nucleotides. Lineage: Eukaryota; Metazoa; Arthropoda; Insecta; Hymenoptera; Apidae. The record is from the annotation of a GenBank genome assembly.